AUGCUUAGUCCUAAAAGAACCAGAUUCCGUAAACAACAUAGAGGAAGAAUGAAGGGAGUAUCUUCUCGGGGCAAUCAUAUUUGUUUCGGUAGAUACGCUCUUCAGGCACUUGAACCUGCUUGGAUCACAUCUAGACAAAUAGAAGCGGGUAGACGAGCAAUGACACGAUACGCUCGUCGCGGCGGAAAAAUAUGGGUACGCGUAUUCCCCGACAAACCCAUUACAGUAAGACCCGCGGAAACACGUAUGGGUUCGGGAAAGGGAUCUCCUGAAUAUUGGGUUUCUGUAAUUAAACCGGGUCGAAUACUUCAUGAAAUGGGCGGAGUGCCAGAAACUGUCGCCAGAGCAGCUAUGGAAAUAGCCGCGUGCAAAAUGCCUAUACGAACUCAAUUCAUUAGUGCGAAAUAG
Amborella trichopoda is the source of this 408-nucleotide messenger RNA. NCBI's taxonomy places the organism in Eukaryota, Viridiplantae, Streptophyta, Magnoliopsida, Amborellales, Amborellaceae. The record is from the annotation of a RefSeq genome assembly.